AUGGAAAGUUGUGAACCCCAUAAGGCUGUGACCUAUGAUGAUAUACAUAUCAACUUCACUCAGGAAGAGUGGGAUUUGCUGGAUCCUUCCCAGAAGAAUCUCUACAAAGAUGUGAUGCUGGAGACCUACAGGAACCUCACUACUAUAGGAUACAUUUGGGAAGACAAUAACACUAAAGAACAUUGUCAAUGUUGUAGAAGACCUGCAAGGAUUGAAAGAAAUCAAACUGGAGAGAAACCCUAUGAAUGUUAUCAAUGUGGUAAGGCCUUUGGCAGGCACAGUCAUCUUCAAAGGCAUAAAAGAACACAUACUGGAGAGAAACCCUAUGAAUGUAAUCAGUGUGGUAAGGCCUUUGCUAGACACAGUGUUCUUCAAAUACAUAAAAGAACACAUACUGGGGAGAAACCCUAUGAAUGUAAUCAGUGUGGUAAGGCCUUUGCAUGUCAGGGUAAUUUUCAAAAGCAUAAAAGAACACAUACUGGAGAGAAACCCUAUGAAUGUAAUCAGUGUGGUAAGGCCUUUGCAGCUCAGGGUAAUCUUCACAAGCAUAAAAGAACACAUACUGGAGAGAAACCCUAUGAAUGUAAUCAGUGUGGUAAGGCCUUUGCUGAAAACAGUACUCUUCAAAGCCAUAAAAGAACACAUACUGGAGAGAAACCCUACAAAUGUAAUCAGUGUGGUAAAGCCUUUGCAUUUCAGAGUUGUCUUCAAAUACAUAAAAGAACACAUACUGGAGAGAAACCCUAUGAAUGUAAUCAGUGUGGUAAGGCCUUUGCACAACAUAGUCACCUUCAAUUGCAUAAAAGAACACAUACUGGAGAGAAACCCUAUGAAUGUAAUCAGUGUGGUAAGGCCUUUGCACGUCACAGUUGUCUUCAAUUGCAUGAAAGAACACAUGCUGGAGAGAAACUCUAUAAAUGUAAUCAAUGUGGGAAGGCCUUUAUUCAAAAAGGUAGUCUUCAAAGGCAUAAAAGAACACAUACUGGUGAGAAACCCUAUGAAUGUAAUCAGUGUGGUAAGGCCUUUAUUUGUCACAGUAGUCUUAAACGGCAUAAAAGAAGACAUACUGGAGAGAAACAGUAG
Molecule: messenger RNA, 1083 nt
Organism: Chionomys nivalis (European snow vole)
Lineage: Eukaryota; Metazoa; Chordata; Mammalia; Rodentia; Cricetidae
Product: zinc finger protein 431-like
Exons: 5
Coding region: 1-1083 (360 amino acids)
Biological process (GO): regulation of transcription by RNA polymerase II
Cellular component (GO): nucleus
Molecular function (GO): RNA polymerase II cis-regulatory region sequence-specific DNA binding; DNA-binding transcription activator activity, RNA polymerase II-specific
Source: RefSeq, a predicted model, not a curated record